AUGCAGGGUCUGCUUUUGCUCCUCUUGGGAGCGCAAUUAUCGCGGGUUUCUGGUCACCCAUUCUUCGCACCUACCGCUGUUGACCAGGCACCACAAACGACAAAGCUUGCGAUCCCACCUAUGGUGGCUGAUGUCGAUGGCACAGUACAAAUCCUCGAGAUUCGAGACGAGCGAGAGUUGAAUGAAUUCUUUGCUCGUGAUACCACAUCUACAACUUCCUCCACAACAUCUACAACCUCCACCACCUCAUCUACCACUACAUCCACUACAUCCACAACAUCGAGUACUACGAGCUCGACAACUUCUACUACCAGCUCAACUACCUCUACCACCUCCAGUACCACGUCCUCCGAUUCAACUUCAACAUCCACCACAUCUUCUUCCACAUCAACUGGCACGAGCAGUUCGACAACAACAACAAGCACCUCCUCCACCACAACAAGUACUGCAACCGCAACAAGCACCGAAACCGCCGCACAAAAGAAGAAGAACCAUCAAGGAAACAUCAAUGCGAUUAUCUUCUCCUGUGUCAUGUUGUCCGUCUUCGCAGGCGUCGCCAUCCUCCAUUGCUCCAAGGAGCGAGCAAAGUCCAAGCGUAUCGCCGCCCGCGAACUCCUCAAAGCCACCGCUGUCGUUCCUGCACCACUCCAGCCUGCCAAGAAUGAGUCAAGCACAAAUCUACUCAGUGAUCGUUCAUCUGUGAUGUUCAGAGACAACCCUUCCCCCGCCGAAUCGCGACCCGCUACGGCCCAAGGCACUGCACCAAUUCACGAGGCUGAGCAUCAUUGA
Penicillium pulvis is the source of this 789-nucleotide messenger RNA. RefSeq lists its product as uncharacterized. The record is from RefSeq and is a predicted model, not a curated record. NCBI's taxonomy places the organism in Eukaryota, Fungi, Ascomycota, Eurotiomycetes, Eurotiales, Aspergillaceae. The transcript has a single exon. Bases 1 to 789 code for a protein of 262 amino acids.